Molecule: messenger RNA, 420 nt
Organism: Ostertagia ostertagi
Lineage: Eukaryota; Metazoa; Nematoda; Chromadorea; Rhabditida; Trichostrongylidae
Source: the annotation of a GenBank genome assembly
AUGAGCAUUCUGCUGGUCGGUGCUGGGACAACGGUUUCUGUUAUAAUACUAUUGAUCUCCAAUCAAAAUAAAAGGGUCGACCUAGUCAACUACAGUAAUCUGACAAUCAUCUACUCACUCGAAGGAUGUUUGAUAUCAAUCCUGGCCGUGAUAACGUGCCCCAUUUCAAAAGCGCUGCUCACCUCGUUGCUGUCUGCGAAGAAAAAGAAGGCGAAGGUGGGCACGGUUCCCAGGCAGCAGUUGUACUGCUCGAUUGAGCUGCGAAGUCGUCGUAAGUCUGGCGCUCCGGUUCAGUCCAGUGUUCAGGAUGCAGAAGUUCAUUCGACGCCAACACCGCCACCGCCGCAAACUCUUCCGCCUAUCGAGCAAAGCAAACUCACGUUGUCGAAACACCAGCAACUGGAAGUCCCAAUCGAUAAU